Molecule: messenger RNA, 2197 nt
Organism: Scophthalmus maximus (turbot)
Lineage: Eukaryota; Metazoa; Chordata; Actinopteri; Pleuronectiformes; Scophthalmidae
Gene: fam167ab
Product: family with sequence similarity 167 member Ab
Exons: 4
Coding region: 380-1012 (210 amino acids)
Source: RefSeq, a predicted model, not a curated record
CUCUGCUUAAAAACAAGUGGACCGUGGAGCUGCACAGAGGAUAACACCAGAGAGAGAGAGAGAGAGUUGGAGAGAUGGUCUGUCCAGACUCUGGGAGGCUGAGGAGAAGUUGAACCGCCGCUGGGAGAUUCUCACGAGAAACGGCACCUGUUGAUACCGAUGUGCAACAUGGUUUUCUCCAUCCCUCCGUUUAGCCUGUAGAGUUUUUAAUAGUAUCCGCCUCUGGAACACCAAUGGACCCUUUGAAAAUCCUGUAAAGAACGACGUUCCUGGCACAAAAGCAGAGAAAAUAGAUGCAAAGGACAAAAUCACGACAGAUGAAGAGCAGCUAUUAUUAUUCUUUAUUUUGAUACAUUUUUUUUAGGAGCUUUGUGCAAUUAUGAUGGCCGCGCCCUCGCCUCCUGAGAUCGUGGUGGACAGAGUUAAUAUCUCGGACGCAGAGGAAUGCAGGGAAGAUGAGGAUUUACCCGCAGACGACCAUCUCAUGAGCUUGAAGGCCCUGACAGAGAAGCUGAGACUGGAGACCAGGAGACCGUCCUACCUGGAGUGGAAAGCCCGGCUGGAGGCGGAGAGCGUCAGAGAGUCAGGGACUGGGAAAGGCCUGAUUCAGGAGGAGCCAGAAGGGAAACUGGUUGCACCCAAGGAGGGUGCAGUGAACUCCGACGUGAUUCAGUGCAAGUUGCCUUCAGGUGUGAUGAAAGGAUUCGGGAAUAUUGACGAGGCUCUCAGCUGGCUCAGGAGAGAACUGACCGACAUGCGCCUGCAGGACCAGCAGCUGGCGAGGCAGCUCAUGCGGCUCCGCAGCGACAUCAACAAGCUGAAGAUCGAGCAGACGUGCCACCUGCACCGCAGGAUGCUCAACGACGCCACCUUCGGCCUGGAGGAGCGCGACGAGCUGUCCGACCUGCUGUUCGAAUGCCCGGUGACCCCGGGCCUCGGCCUCUCGGCUCCGCUGAGACUCAUCGGCGUCACCAAGAUGAACAUUAACUCUCGCCGCUUCUCGCUCUGCUAGUGGGUUCCUGAGAACCCUGAAUGCAAAGCGGCUCGUCUAAUAAUAUCUCUACUCGAGCGGAACACGCCAGCCGUGGCCACAUAUAUUAGGUACUAGUGAAACUCUUGAUGUAUUUGGGGCUUUGUUGUGAGGAUGAAGCCAGUUUUACAGUCCCUAUGAUCAAAAAGAGACAUUUAGGAAAAACUGUUUGUCAUGAAAUCAUGUCGCCUUUAGGCCAUCGUGACUGACACAGUGCUUGCAGUUUUUAAACUUAAAAUAACAAAAUCUCAAGCUGAUCCCUGUCCCUUUUUUAAGCCUCAUCGGCCCUUUUGUUACCGGUCAAGUAUUUCCAUUUACUUGUAGUACCAUCAAGUUAGGGAGCAUCAUUUUUUUGGAACAACAUGAUGGAAAUGAUCUUUAUAAUGAUGAUCAAAUCGCACUAUGGCUAGUAAACUCGAGGUGGUUUCCAUUCCUUUGCUGAACAUAUGAGUCAGGGAUGUCUCUUGAGCUUUUUGCCUUUUUAGUUACAGUACGCUCUGGCCAGGAAGUAAUCAUCUGCGAGGGCACUGUCUGUUUGAAAUAAAACCAUGCUGUAGUUUCAUGGAUAAACAUAGAAUUCUGCCUCAUUAAAUCUCUGCGAGUCUCUACUCAAGGACGUUGAUUAUACUGCUAUUGUUACAAGCCUUCUCGUUCUGUUGGAAUUGACUUGUAUAAUUGGAUUCAACAUUGGAUAUAUAUUCUGACUUUCAUAACAAGGAACUUUGUUAGGGGCUUGCAUUUGAAAUGAAAGGACAUGAAAUUCGGGGUCAGCUAUAGACAAGCAAUGAGUUUCGGGGUUUGCUCUGCUAGAAUACAGGCUAAACAAAAUCACAGCUGUUAAAGAGCACACUCAAGUGAAAAUCUGAUUUGUUUGCAGCAGCGGUACGGAUACAUUAGAUUAGCUCUCAUAUAAACCUCUCAAACGAUGAUAAUAACGCUGCUGUGUGUAAACUGCUGUUCCGUCGUUAGAUGAUCGGCUUUCUGUUCCAACACAAUACUCGAUGCCACCUGGUAGAAAAAAACUGAUCGCCUAUAAUCUAAUGGAACAUACUGUACCUUAAAACUGGUUUGGUGAAAGACGACAGUGGGUCAUUGUUAGUCGUAAUGUGUUUUGCACAAGUAUACUGGAAAUAAAUGAUCCAUCAAAAGCUGUGGAUAUUUUACUCA